Canariomyces notabilis is the source of this 510-nucleotide messenger RNA. RefSeq lists its product as uncharacterized. The record is from RefSeq and is a predicted model, not a curated record. The transcript has 5 exons. Bases 1 to 510 code for a protein of 169 amino acids. NCBI's taxonomy places the organism in Eukaryota, Fungi, Ascomycota, Sordariomycetes, Sordariales, Chaetomiaceae.
AUGUCUUCUUUUACUCCUCUUACUGGGUUUCCAGCUCCAGGUCUUCGGGCUUCACGCCGUUUUAUCACCUCCCGUAAUAAGGAUGGCAAGGGUGUUUUUGUUGUGGAUGACACCGGUGACCACCACAGGGUGUUGGCGGGAGGCCGGACUCCAGUCGACAUGAACGACGACAAGGAUAUGAAAUAUGCGAGGGAUAACGCCGAGCCUGGAAUUCACAUUCCUAAUGGUAGUGUCGUUCGAUUGGUUGACUUUGCCCCUGGAAUCGAGUCACCGCCGCACCGGGCCAUGUUCCUCCUGUCGCUUGACAGCGGCGAGAGCAAGGUUAUGCUACCCGGGGACGUCAGCGUCAACCGAUGCUGCAUGCACACGUGGAAGAAUCUCGACGAGGAGCGCCCCAGCCGCAUGGUGUUCAUCUUGCUUGACGUUGCCACUUACAAGGUUAACGGGGAGGUCGUCAAGGAGGAUCUUGGCGAAAUGGCCUCAGAUUAUGUGGUUCGCGAUAAGCACUAA